Austrofundulus limnaeus is the source of this 3207-nucleotide messenger RNA. RefSeq names its product olfactomedin 1b (gene olfm1b). Gene Ontology annotation, biological process: signal transduction. The record is from RefSeq and is a predicted model, not a curated record. The transcript has 6 exons. The coding region runs from base 353 to 1810 and encodes 485 amino acids. Lineage: Eukaryota; Metazoa; Chordata; Actinopteri; Cyprinodontiformes; Rivulidae.
CUUCUGCUUGUUCACUUCAUCACGGAGCAGGAGGCGGACCGACAGGCUGGAUCAGACAGAACCAGAGGACCGGAGAGACAGCAGAGUCCGGGACACGAAGCAGAGAGGAGCUUUACCCACAGGACAACUGGAUCAGCACUCCCGGUUCUGUGUCCGCGAUUCGCUCUCGUCUCGAGUCCAGCUCGUUCGCCACCGGUCCGUCCUCGGAGAUGUCCACAGAAAGCCGAACCGAGCCGGAGUCCCGCUCGGAACCCGACUGCCAUGCUGUGGGCACCAGUCUGCUCCCUGGUCUCUGCGCGGAGUCUGUAGAAUGAAGACGGAUUUAAAGUGAGUCCGAACCGAGUCCAGAGAGAUGACGGUCCCGCUGCUGAAGAUCGGGGUGGUUCUGAGCACCAUGGCGAUGAUCACCAACUGGAUGUCGCAGACCCUCCCCUCCCUGGUGGGGCUCAACACCACCAAGCUGACGGCGGCGCAGGGGGGGUACCCGGACCGGAGCACGGGAGUGUUGCCAGCAAACCCAGAGGAAUCAUGGCAGGUGUACAGUUCAGCCCAGGAUAGCGAGGGGAGGUGCGUCUGCACCGUGGUGGCGCCCCAGCAGUCCAUGUGCUCACGGGAUGCCCGCACCAAACAACUGAGGCAGCUCUUGGAGAAGGUCCAGAACAUGACCCAGUCCAUCCAGGUUCUGGAUCAGCGCACACAAAGGGACCUGCAGUACGUGGAGAAGAUGGAGGUUCAGCUGCGUGGCCUGGAAACCAAGUUCAGGCAGGUGGAGGAGACCCACAAGCAGAACAUUGCCAAGCAAUACAAGGCCAUAAAAGCGAAAAUGGAGGAGCUUAGACCAUUGAUACCAGUGUUGGUGGAGUACAAAGCCGAUGCCAAAUUGGUAUUGCAAUUUAAGGAGGAGGUCCGAAAUCUGACGUCAGUUCUAAACGAGCUACAAGAAGAGAUGGGGGCCUAUGACUACGAGGAGCUCCACAACAGAGUGUCAAAUCUUGAGGAGAGACUCCGAGCAUGCAUGCAAAAAUUAGCAUGUGGCAAGCUGACGAGCAUCAGCGACCCCAUCACCAUCAAGACGUCUGGAUCCAGGUUCGGCUCCUGGAUGACCGAUCCACUGGCACCUGAAGGGGACACUCGGGUCUGGUACAUGGAUGGCUACCACAAUAACCGCUUUGUGCGAGAGUACAAGUCUAUGCAUGACUUCAUGACUUCGGAUAACUUCACGUCCCACCGGCUGCCCCACCCGUGGUCAGGAACAGGUCAGGUGGUCUAUAAUGGCUCUAUCUACUUCAACAAGUUCCAGAGCCACUCUAUCAUGAAGUUUGACUUCCGCACCUCCUCGAUCACCAAAUCCCAAAAGAUUGACAACGCCGGCUACAGUAAUUCAUAUCACUACGCCUGGGGAGGCCAGUCUGACAUUGAUUUAAUGGUGGACGAGGGAGGCCUGUGGGCUGUCUAUGCCACAAACCAGAAUGCCGGCAAUAUCGUCAUCAGCAAGCUGAACCCCAACACUCUGCAGAUCAUCAAGAGCUGGACCACCAACCACCCUAAAAGGAGUGCUGGCGAGUCUUUCAUGAUCUGUGGCACUCUUUACGUCACCAAUGGCUACUCAGGAGGCACCAAGGUCUACUACUCCUACUCCACUAACUCUUCUACGUACGAGUACAUUGACAUUGCCUUCCAGAAUAAGUACUCACAUAUCUCAAUGCUAGACUACAACCCACGGGACCGUGCCCUGUACGCUUGGAACAAUGGGCACCAGGUUCUGUAUAAUGUGACGCUAUUUCACGUCAUCCGCUCGCAAGAACUGUAACAGACACGGAUUCAACGAAUACACGAGUAUCGUCUGCAUAAAAAUGUACCAUAUCCAAAAUAUAUCUGUAAAACAAAGAACUUUCUGUUAAAAUGAUCCCAUUAAAAAAGUCAAAUAACUUAUGAGAGACAGCAUCAUGAACUGAAUGUGUAUAUGAAAAAAAUCUACAGCUGAAGGGUUUCAUUCCAAUAUGUAAUUUAUUAAAUGCAGAAAGAUUAGUUACAUUCAAAGAACAAAAGAUUAUUAAUAGAAAACCAACAGUUUUGUAAAUAAAAGUCUUAAUAUGACCUGAAUUUAUUAGUUAUUCUUAGAAAACUUUAUUUUGAUAGUUACCAUUAUUAGAUUCAAAGAUCUUCAUUAUGGAAUGAAACUCCUUAUCUUUUAAAAAAAAUGAUUGUAAAAGUAAAAUAUAUAUCAGAGUUUAAAGAAUAGGAACGGAUGCCAAAAAAGAGAACAUCAUGCCUUUUUUAUAUAUUGGAACCUAAGCUCAUUCCUGCGGCUCUAGUUUUCUGUAGAACUCCUCCCAGAUGAACUUUCCUGUGGUCGAUGGGGGCUCUGAAACAAAGACUGUUCUUAAUAAACUGUAGGACCCCCAGGUCUCAUGAACAAAAGUAGGAGGUCAGUCUAGUCAGAAGACUUGGUAGCCUAAUGGAGAUGGUCUGUCAUAUCGUUUUUAUCAAAUCCAGUAGCAAAUCUAAAGUCUGUAGAGAAACAACAGUAAUAACAUCUAAAGACCUGAAGGCACUGACUGUUGGCAGCGCUGUUUUUGAUCUGAUUUUUUCUGUAUUAGUGACUGUGUGAAAACUGCUUUCUUUGCAUGAUUGUUUUCUAUUCUGAAUGUCUUUUUUCGUGUUUGUUGCAACAAAAAAAAAGAAAGAGGUCAGGUGGGAGGGGUAACGAAGGAGAAGGCUUUUGGGUGGUUGAGAGUUGUAAGUUACAUUUGUUUUCAUUUUCUGACUCAUAAUUUAGUGUAUGUUUAAUUACUCUAUUUGCCAUUAUUUUAUUUUUUACAUGUUGUAUCACUGUAACUGCUGGCACUGGUUGACUUUGUAUUUGUUUAUUCGGUUUGUGUAGGAGGAAUUGAUCCAACUCACUUGUUUUGGAUGAAAAAAAAAAAACUACAGAAUGUAUGAAGUUAUGUAUCUCAGAAUGGAAACCUGCUUUUUUGACUUACAUUAUGCACCCGAAGUAGGAAGAGGUCUUCUUUUUAGAGGAAAAUCCUGUUUCAUGUCAUGUAUCCCCAAACCCACUCCCUGCUAGUGACAGAUAAUGUUGUUUAAAUGUAUAUCCUUGCCUAGGACAAAAAAGCUUUUUACUCUUUUUGCGCUUUGCUGGACAUGUGUUGUAUCUGAAAUGAGAUAGUUAAUGAUUCGUGUCAAUAAACCAGAGAAAUCUGA